Trichoplusia ni (cabbage looper) is the source of this 5203-nucleotide messenger RNA. RefSeq names its product sodium/potassium-transporting ATPase subunit alpha (gene Atpalpha). The record is from RefSeq and is a predicted model, not a curated record. NCBI's taxonomy places the organism in Eukaryota, Metazoa, Arthropoda, Insecta, Lepidoptera, Noctuidae. Gene Ontology annotation, molecular function: ATP hydrolysis activity; ATP binding; P-type sodium:potassium-exchanging transporter activity. Bases 294 to 3404 code for a protein of 1036 amino acids. The transcript is spliced from 17 exons. Gene Ontology annotation, biological process: potassium ion import across plasma membrane; proton transmembrane transport; intracellular potassium ion homeostasis. Gene Ontology annotation, cellular component: membrane.
GGGAAUUCAGGGCGCGGUUUAAUGAGGCUUGCUAUGAAAACGUUCAUCAAUUAUCGACGGCGACGGCUGGCUUGUUUACGGCACCGCGGACGCAUUUAGACUCUGUGACAUUACUCCCCUUUAGCGCAUAUAGCACACUCGUUGCUUACGUAAGAGCCCAUAUCCAGGCAAUUUAUAAACUUUGAGGUCGACUAUUGUCAAGUGGAUAACCACCAUUCUAUUUUAAACAGUUCGCAAGUAUACUAGUGACAAAAAGACUGAAUUUCCUGAAGUGUUAAACUAACUCGAAAACCAUGUCCAAUCAUGGCCGUACCGACUCGUACCGCGUCGCCACCAUUGGACCCAUUAAGGACGAUAAUAGAACCGCUGACGGACAGUACAAGACACGCCGGAAACCACCCGCGAAGAAACGGAAAGCAGGAGACCUAGAUGAUCUCAAACAGGAGUUGGAUAUCGAUUUUCACAAAGUAACACCGGAAGAGCUCUACCAAAGAUUUCAGACACACCCAGAAAAUGGCCUUAGUCACGCGAAAGCGAAAGAAAACCUUGAAAGGGACGGUCCAAACGCACUUACGCCGCCAAAACAGACACCUGAAUGGGUAAAGUUUUGUAAAAAUCUGUUCGGAGGUUUCGCGUUAUUAUUGUGGAUUGGUGCUAUUCUUUGCUUUAUUGCCUACGGAAUUCAGGCUAGUACUGUUGAAGAACCUGCAGAUGACAACUUGUACCUCGGCAUUGUAUUGGCGGCUGUCGUGAUCGUUACGGGUAUUUUCUCAUACUAUCAGGAAAGCAAGUCAUCGAAAAUCAUGGAAUCGUUUAAGAACAUGGUACCCCAGUUCGCUACCGUCAUUCGUGAAGGCGAAAAGUUGACACUGCGUGCUGAAGACUUGGUACUUGGCGAUAUCGUUGAGGUUAAAUUCGGUGACCGAAUCCCUGCUGAUAUUCGUAUCAUUGAGGCUCGAGGUUUCAAAGUCGACAACUCAAGUUUAACCGGUGAAUCUGAACCCCAAUCGCGUGGAGCUGAAUUUACUCAUGAAAAUCCAUUGGAGACCAAGAACUUGGCAUUCUUCUCUACCAACGCGGUCGAGGGAACGGCGAAGGGCGUUGUCAUCUGCUGCGGAGAUAAUACCGUGAUGGGCCGUAUCGCUGGUCUAGCUUCGGGAUUGGACACCGGCGAGACCCCAAUUGCAAAGGAAAUCCACCAUUUCAUCCACUUGAUUACCGGCGUAGCUGUGUUCCUUGGCGUCACCUUCUUCGUAAUUGCCUUCAUCCUUGGCUACCACUGGCUGGAUGCUGUCAUCUUCCUUAUUGGUAUCAUCGUUGCCAACGUACCCGAAGGUCUGCUUGCCACUGUAACCGUAUGUCUGACCCUGACUGCCAAGCGAAUGGCUUCCAAGAACUGCCUGGUGAAGAAUCUGGAGGCCGUCGAGACCCUCGGAUCUACUUCAACCAUCUGCUCUGACAAGACCGGAACGCUAACGCAGAACAGGAUGACUGUAGCCCACAUGUGGUUCGACAACCAGAUCAUUGAAGCUGACACCACCGAAGAUCAGUCUGGAGUACAAUAUGACCGUACCAGCCCCGGAUUCAAGGCUCUCGCUAAGAUCGCUACUCUUUGCAACCGAGCUGAGUUCAAGGGUGGUCAGGAUGGUGUCCCAAUUCUGAAGAAGGAAGUUGCCGGUGAUGCCUCGGAAGCGGCUCUGCUCAAGUGUAUGGAACUGGCUCUCGGAGAUGUACUGUCGAUCAGGAAGCGCAACAAGAAGGCUUGCGAGAUUCCCUUCAACUCAACCAACAAGUACCAGGUCUCGAUUCACGAGAGUGAUGACCCCAGCGACCCUCGCCAUCUGCUUGUCAUGAAGGGUGCUCCCGAAAGGAUUCUGGAACGUUGCAGCACUAUCUUCAUUGGCGGAAAGGAAAAGGUUUUGGACGAGGAAAUGAAGGAGGCUUUCAACAACGCUUACCUGGAACUCGGUGGUCUUGGUGAACGUGUACUCGGAUUCUGCGAUCUUCAACUGCCAUCUGACAAGUACCCAAUUGGCUACAAGUUCAACACUGAUGACCCUAACUUCCCAUUGGACAACCUCCGCUUCGUUGGAUUGAUGAGUAUGAUUGACCCUCCCCGUGCCGCCGUACCCGACGCUGUUGCCAAGUGCCGAUCUGCUGGUAUCAAGGUUAUCAUGGUAACUGGUGACCACCCCAUCACUGCCAAGGCUAUUGCCAAGUCUGUAGGAAUUAUCUCUGAAGGCAACGAGACCGUUGAGGACAUUGCUGCUCGUCUGAACAUUCCUGUAUCUGAAGUGAACCCUCGCGAGGCUAAGGCUGCCGUUGUCCACGGAACUGAGCUUAGGGAACUGAACUCAGAUCAACUUGAUGAAAUUCUGAAAUUCCACACGGAGAUUGUGUUCGCCCGUACCUCACCACAACAGAAGCUGAUCAUCGUUGAGGGUUGCCAGCGUCUGGGAGCCAUCGUGGCCGUAACUGGUGAUGGUGUCAACGACUCGCCCGCUCUGAAGAAGGCCGACAUCGGUGUUGCCAUGGGUAUCGCUGGAUCUGACGUCUCUAAGCAAGCUGCCGACAUGAUCCUCCUUGACGACAACUUCGCUUCCAUCGUCACCGGUGUCGAGGAAGGUCGUCUGAUCUUCGACAACUUGAAGAAAUCCAUCGCGUACACCCUGACCUCGAACAUUCCCGAGAUCUCUCCCUUCCUCGCCUUCAUCCUGUGCGACAUCCCACUGCCACUUGGCACUGUUACCAUCCUCUGCAUUGAUCUUGGAACUGACAUGGUGCCCGCCAUUUCCCUGGCUUACGAGGAGGCCGAAUCUGACAUUAUGAAGCGACAGCCGCGUAACCCUUUCACUGAUAAACUCGUUAACGAGAGGCUUAUCUCGAUGGCGUACGGCCAGAUCGGUAUGAUCCAAGCCGCAGCUGGAUUCUUCGUGUACUUCGUGAUCAUGGCUGAGAACGGCUUCCUGCCGAUGCAUCUCUUCGGCAUCCGUAAGAUGUGGGACUCCAAGGCUAUCAACGAUCUGACUGACUCCUACGGACAGGAAUGGACCUACCGCGACCGCAAGGCUCUGGAGUUCACUUGCCACACCGCUUUCUUCGUAUCCAUCGUGGUGGUGCAAUGGGCUGAUCUGAUCAUCUGCAAGACGCGCCGUAACUCCAUCAUCCACCAGGGAAUGCGCAACUGGGCUCUGAACUUCGGCCUCAUCUUCGAAACUGCCCUCGCUGCGUUCCUAUCCUACACCCCCGGAAUGGACAAGGGAUUGAGGAUGUACCCUCUCAAGUUCGUGUGGUGGCUGCCUGCCAUUCCGUUCAUGCUGUCGAUCUUCAUCUACGACGAGAUCCGACGCUUCUACCUGCGCCGCAACCCCGGCGGCUGGCUGGAACAAGAGACUUACUACUAAACAGCACCGACCACUGUCCACACCGUCGUGCAUCAGUUAGUUACUGCGUACAUAAAGUUCAUUUGUGUUCUUAUAUCAGACUGACAGAGGUUUGCGGUGCCGUUCCGGUAUAUGUGUAAUCGCUGUCGUGUACGCUUCUCACCGCUUGUUACCGCAUCGCUCCGCACAGGGGCACCUGUGUAUGUACCUGUCGAGUGUUAUAUAUAUUAUGAUGUUCGUUUCAUUGCGUAACGUGACCGAGAGGAUGCGGCUGCGCUGGCGCCGGUCGGGCCCGCGCCCGCCCCUCGCCACCGCACAUUCACUAUAAUUGUUUCUAAUGAACUAUGUAUGUAUAUAUGCACUGUGGAGAGUUUGAUAUUUGUGAUGAUAUAAAAAAUAUUAUACACACAUUAUUUAAAUCGUGGAUCAUGUUAUUUUUGUAUCGAGAUCGUUUAAAACGUUCGAAUAUCUCGAGUGUGAUGCGACAUCUGAUGAAUCUCUUGGAAUAUAAGUUUCAGUGUGCGCAGUCGGUGCGGGCCGGCCCGCGCUCUCGACGUCACGCGCAAGCGGCCGCCGACUCGGACUUCAUGUUACAGUAGUACGCGUUCAGUGACACUGAUGACAUUAUAAGAUAGAUUAAACGUAAUACUAAUAAAUUGUUUUUCACAUACUUAUGUAAUAAGUAAUAAAUUAUCGUUUAGCGGUAGUUCAUCGUUCGUGAAUCGAGUGGGCAGAAAGUAUGACGCCCGCCGCGCUCCUUGCUCGGCGGCCAACGAAACGCAUUUGUUGUAAAAUUAACAGUUAAGAAGCCAUUAUGAUUAUUAUAUUUUAAGUGAAUUAGAUUUAAGUUGAAUUUUUCGAGUGAAAAAAAGUUUAGUUGUCGAUUCGAUCGGGUGCAUGGUGUAUGAGAGGUCGAUGUGGAGUGCCUGAGUUUUAGUGUACUACUGCUUACUGUUAGGUAGGUAGUUGAAAUUUUGAUGCCGUAUUUUCAAUUGUAAAAGUAGAUAAAUAAAGCAUACACAGUCGCGAUCGCUUCGAGGCGCGGGGGGCGGUGCGCGCGCAGCACCGCCACACGUUCAUACAGCACUGCCGUCGACUAUUGUUCGUUCGUCUCUCGUCAGUCGGCCGGCCGCCCGGCCCUCAACCGACGCUUUUCUUUUCUAAAAUAAUCAGAUUAUUAGCGAAUUUCGUCAAAUUUAUUAAAAUAGGCUGCUCAUGGUAAUUACGUAAGAUUUUAUUUCUUAAUUAAAAGAUAAUAACAAAACGUAGGGAUGCGUAAUUAGAAAUUUUUAAAAUUAUACAGUUAUGAUAGAGUCAUCUUGUUUUAGUCGCCACUUGGCCCUUGCGCGGCAGGCUAGCAGCGAGGCGGGCCCCGUAGCACCGACCGCGCGGGGCCCGGGGAGGGGGCGGGCGCGGCACUCCCACCCGCCGAGGACCAAGUGGAGCGAGCAUUUCAAUUUUUCGUAACGAAUACAUAUAACAUUAUAAUAAUGGUUACAAAAGUAAAAUAUAACAUUAUAGCGACUAAUAAAAUCUAAAUUAUAUGAAAUGUUUAUAGAUUUAAAUGAAGUUCGUUUCUUUAGGGUGACCUUCUGUGCUUGUUUGAUGAGAACGAUGUACAUCUCACUGACAAUAGUCGUUGAUGAUAUUAUUGUAAUGAUCUGAUCUUUGUAAGCGGUUUGUUUAUCGUACACUGUAGAACUAACAUUGUUUUGCGUUCGACAGUUCUUUACACCAAUUCAUUUUAUAGUAUUACUCUGUUGGCUAGGAGCGCUGUAAAAAUGUAAGUGUUAAUAAAAAAAACAUUUUCAAAAUAUUAA